Ictalurus punctatus (channel catfish) is the source of this 4718-nucleotide messenger RNA. Its product is annotated as interferon-inducible GTPase 5. Lineage: Eukaryota; Metazoa; Chordata; Actinopteri; Siluriformes; Ictaluridae. The transcript has 3 exons. Gene Ontology annotation, cellular component: membrane. The record is from RefSeq and is a predicted model, not a curated record. The coding region runs from base 534 to 1733 and encodes 399 amino acids. Gene Ontology annotation, molecular function: GTP binding.
AAGAGAGCACGGCUGCGUCCGAAAUAACAUACUUAUCUACCAUAUAGUAGGCGAGUUUUGUUGGAAGGUUUCCCAACAGAUACGGUUUCCUUCAGUCUGACACACGCGCGCGAGGGGAUCACACUAGGCUUUAAGCGUGCGUAUUUUUGUCAGACACCGCUGCGAAUAUGGGCGGGAAAAGGAUAUGACAUCAAUAUUGUUUAAAAUAUUUAUUUCAGUGUUAAAAUAUACCAUAUCCAUGUAUGCAUAUUUUUAUUUUAGAUUCUUUUAAAGCUGGGUUCUAUAAAUCGGAAUGGUGCGACGAUAUAAUCAGUGCUCCCUCCAUCUUGGAUUUUCUAAAGAGGUCAGUCCGUGAUGUGUCGGAUCUUCUAUUGGUCAACGUCUUUACGUGAUACAAACUGUCAGGUCAGAGUUCACCAGACUUGAACUUUAGAACACAGUGAAUGCGGUUCCGGUCACGCCGAUGUGCUUAGCCACAUUAUUACAGCACUUCUCGGAGAUACACACUGCAGUAUUUAUUCUCCUGUGUAAAGAUGGAUGAGUAUGACAUUAUUGAUGCUGCUGAAAUUGAAGAAAUUAAAAGGUCACUGGCCACUGAAGAUCUGCCAUCAGCUGUUGACAAGAUUAAGGAUUAUUUUGCGCAACAAGAUCGUGUGGAACUGAACAUUGCUGUAACAGGAGAAUCUGGAUCUGGAAAAUCGACAUUUAUUAAUGCCUUCAGGGGUUUAGGGGAUGAGGAUGAAGGCUCUGCAGAAACUGGUCCUGUAGAGACCACUACAGAGCCUACUGCUUAUCCUUACCCAAAAUUCCCAAAUGUCAAAUUGUGGGAUCUCCCUGGCAUUGGAACCCCCAGAUUCAAAGCUGAUGAAUAUCUCAAACAGGUUCAAUUUGAACAGUAUGAUUUUUUCAUCAUCAUAGCAUCAGAUCGUUUCAGAGAAUGCCACGCCAGUCUGGCAGAAGAGAUACUAAAAAUGGAAAAGAAGUUUUAUUUUGUUCGCUCAAAGAUUGACAACAAUAUUGAGGCUGAAAAAAGAAAGAAAACAUUUAACAAAGACAAGACACUGGAUACAAUCCGAGACAACUGCAUUAAAGGUCUAGAAGUGAUUGGUCUAAAGUCUCCUGCGGUCUUCCUGAUCUCUUGCUUCGAACUCAGUCUCUAUGAUUUCAACCGUCUUGAGGAGACCAUGGAGAGGGAACUUCCCCAGCACAAGAGAGAUGUACUGAUGCUGGCGCUUCCAAACAUCACUCUGGAGAUCAACAAGAGGAAAAAGAAGGCACUGCAGAGCAACAUAUGGAAGUUGGCUCUGCUCUCUGCCUCGAUUGCAGCUGUGCCGAUACCUGUUGUAAAUGCAGCUGCAUCAAUCACUGCAGAUGUAACCAUCUUGGUGACAGAGCUUAAGAAAUAUUACACUGCCUUCAGUUUGGACCCAGAUUCCUUACAGAAGCUUUCUGAGAGAUCAGGGAAGUCAGUAGAUGAGCUAAAAGCUGUCCUGAAAUCUCCUCUAAAUCAAGAAAUAACCAACGAUGUGGUUAUUAGAUUGCUGACAAGUUCAAGUCUUUUAGCCGUAGAAUCAGCAGCAGAAUACUGGCUGGGUUUAAUUCCUGUUGUGGGAUCUCUAACAGCUGGGCCACUGUCCUUUGCUACCGUUUACUACAUACUGCAGCGUUGUCUUAAUGAGCUCACUGAAGAUGCCCGCAAUGUGCUCAUGGUUGCUUUGCAAACACCAGUAUAAAUAUGUUUAAAAAAUAAUAAUGUGCCAUUCAACAUCCCCAUAUAUUCUUAUUGUAAUGAAGUAAAUGCCAUUUAGACAUCAUAAUCAUUUAAAUAAGUUGAUUUCUAAUUAUGACUAUUUCUUAAUUUUAAUCUAUCGUAUUUUAUUUACUGUUUUUACAGUUUGUGGUGUCACACAUGAAUCAACUUAAAUACAGUUUAUAAUUUAAGUAUGUUGUUGUCUGACCAGUUUGAGAAAUGCUGUUUAUGAUUGCUCAUUACAUAUAUACAUUAUAUAUAUAUAUAUAUAUAUAUAUAUAUAAAUUAUAUAUAUAUAUAUAUAUAUAUAUAUAUAUAUAUAUAUAUAUAUAUAUAUAUAUAUUAUGAUUUAUGAUGUCGAGUGUACCCGAAAGUAACCAGAGUAAAUAAUUAUCCUGGGUAGAAAAGAAUACAGAAACAAAUACAACUACCUGUUGUAUCAUUGUAACCAUGACAACAAUGUUUUCUGCAGGUCACUAAUCAAAACAAUACAAUUAUUUUAAUUAAAACAAUAAAAUUAUAUAAGGCGCUUUUUACCAUACAAAUUGUUUUGGAGCUAACGUUCUAAUGACAUGAAAUUUCCAACUGAAAAUUUCAUCUAAUGAAGGAAUGAAUGAAUGGCUUGCAUUUUAUAGCUCCCAUGCAGCAAUAAUCUGCUGAAAUCAGGUGUUUGGUAAUGUCAAACUUUUUCACAUUUUAGCACAUAUUGUGAGUGUGGGGUAUUAUUUAGUUUUUGUCAUAUAAAAAAAAUGUGUAAUUUUUCUCUUAAUAUUAACACUUGCAAGUCUUCAGCAGUCUGAGCACCUUUCAGGGUAGUCCUAAAGUGAUUCCUGCUCUUCAGAAUAUUCCAACUUGGUUGGAAGUUCAUGGCAGGCAUAUGCAUACACACACACACACAAACAAGCAGAUAUCCAUGUGUUUCACACCACACCUGGCUGCUAUCCAGGGUUCAUAUAACCACAUGCUUAUGUAAUUUACUUUCUAAUAAACUAUCAACUCUGUGUAUGUAAAAGGCAAAGAGUUCAUUUUAAUGACAUAUUGGUAAACUGUUUUCAUGGACAUAAAAAUUAAGCUUAUCCGUUUCUUCCUAUCUAAAAACAUAUUGGUAGUUGGUUGGGCUACUAAAUACACAUCCAACGUGUACUCCUGCAUCAUGCUCAGUGUUCUCGGGAUAGUCUCCAGAUCUACUGUGACCCUGACUAUGAUGAAGAGGUUACUGAAGAUGAAUGCAUGAAUGAAAGCAGUAAUUAACACCUCAUGGCCAUGAAUAUCAGUAUAAACUGUAUCUCAAAAGAAUUAGCACUUUUGCAUCACUUCCUCUGGUUAGCAUUGCCAAAAGUAACAGAUACAAACACUGCAAUUACUUCAGUGGAGGUUUUCUAGUUUGGCAUGAUACAAUGUGCAUAAAUUUCAUUUCAAUGUGAUUUCCUGCAUAAGCAUCAGAAUGAAGUAACCUUUACCUCUGGCAGGGAACUGUCAGCACAGGCAUUGGAAGACUUGCAAAGUCACCUAGCUUCAGGACCUCAACUCCUGGCUAUUCAGAUGGAGAGCAGAGUCCUGAUCCAGGUCUCUAUCACUGCAGGUGGGAUUUUCUUUGUACCUUUUAAACAGAGCUGUUCCUGAACUCUGCCUUAAAGGAUGUAGGUGAUGAUGAAGAAAGAGUGAUAUAGAAAUCAUGCAAAACACAGGGAUUAACCUAAAUACAUCGGUGACAUGGUGUAUUUAAUUAAAGAACAUCACUUUUUUUAUCUACAAUAUUGCAAUAAAGUGCCUCUACAUUUCAAGGACACAAAGACUCUUUUGGCUCUUACUGGAACACAAAAACAUCUGUAAUAUGCACCACAGUACAGUUUUGUUAAGAAGCAUGAAAUGAGAUUCUGUAAUGUAAUCAGUGAAGGAAUUCUGAAAUAAGUUUCCCAGCAGCCAUUGCAUCACAAUCACAUGACCAGCUGUACCGGAAUCAUUUUUCUAUUAAUUGACCACUCCUGUAUAUAGCCACAGUUUGCACUGCACUCUUUUUUCACGUUUGUAUUUAUUUACCUUUGUCCCUGUUGCCGUGUUUUGUUCUUUGGUUUUCGUUUAGUCUUUGGCACAGUGUUUUGCCUUAAAGUCAUAGUGUCUUUUUUAUUUUUGAUUUGUUCUUUAUUAAACUUUUUAAGUUCUGCACUUGCAUCUGUCUCAACCUCCAAUCGUGACAUAUUCUUCCUUUGAAAUACCAUUGUUUGACAUUAUAGUUAUAACAAAUUAUAUAUUUAUAUUCUAUUUAUAACAAAUGACAUGUUUUAAACAAUCAACUCUGUGAAUUUGUAAAAGGCAUUCAUUCAGUCCCUCCAGGAUUUUGUGAUCGCAGAAAUGAACACAAAAAUCAAGAAAACUCCACAAUAAUUGUGGGAGCUUGCCAUUUUUUUUUUUUAAUUAUCGUAGAUUUGGGCCAAGAUGUGUCAUGUGACGACAUCACAAUGAGCAUUCAGCCAAAGCCCCCCUUCAAUUCAUGUGCAUCGAACAUGAGUACAGCUAAAAGAUCUCAUUUACCAACAAACACCACUGUGAGAGUCUGUGUAAUUGCAUUUUCACCAAUUCAAGUAGUUUUGUGCAAAACAGCACAAAAACUCAGCAAAAUGCAUCGCAAAUUUCCAGAGAGAAAAAAGCCACAAUAAAAUCAAGCAUUUUUGGUUGCAACAAUUACAAAAAAACUCCAUGAAUUCCUGUAUGGACUGUUCAUUUUAUUUUUCCUUACCUGUGUUUGACCGUGGACUGUUUACUCUGUGUUUGAACCUGUGCUGCCUGCCUUUUCUUCUGCUACAUUUAUAUGGAUAUUUCCUGUGUUUGCUUGCUGCCUGCCCUGACCUUUUACCUGUUUGUGACUAUGUCUCUGGGUUUGCCUUGUAUAUUGAGCUGUGCCUGUGAUCUACUUCUUCCUGUCGGUACUUUUGCUGUUCUAUUUAAUAAAGCUGCACAUGGAUCCUCA